Messenger RNA from Babesia bigemina, 1524 nucleotides. RefSeq names its product BT1 domain containing protein,putative. The transcript has 8 exons. The record is from RefSeq and is a predicted model, not a curated record. NCBI's taxonomy places the organism in Eukaryota, Apicomplexa, Aconoidasida, Piroplasmida, Babesiidae. The coding region runs from base 1 to 1524 and encodes 507 amino acids.
AUGUGUGGACGCGGUUACGCAGUCGGUGUUCCACGUAGGCGCGUGCUGUCGCAUCCGGAAGGAUGCAGCAUCAUGCACAAAUGCGUGAUCGGACAUUUAGCGGAUGACACGGACAGCGUGCUGUUCGUGAACCCAAAAAUCUACAAGGCGACGCCAGAUGGCUCUCCUCGUCCUGUAGAAAGCGGCAAUGAUCUUCCUUUGUACACGUCGCCCAGGCGGCGCAGCUACAAUGAGGUCAUCUCAUGCGUCAUUGCCAUGCUUCAUGGUGUGGAGGUGUUCACGUCGCUGCCGAUCCUCUAUCUCUACAAGGACGAUUUCAAGCUCGGACCGGCGAUGCUCAUCUUCAUACUCGGCAUCAUCCGCAUCCCGAUGAACGUCAAGAUACUCUUCGCGUUCAUGAGCGAUGGAGUGCCCUUGUUCGGAAGCCGGCGGAGGAGUUACCUGAUCAUCGGCAGCAUGCUCUGCCUGGCGUCAAACGUCACCCUUGGCUUCUGCGCUCACCUUUCCCUGCUCUGGACCACGGUGUUGCUCGCGGUAUCGUCCUUAGGGAUGGCGCUGUGCAGCGUCAUCGGAGAGGCGCUCAUCAUCGAGACCGGACGCAGGCAGUCCAACGACCAGGUCACCAGGACCAUUUCCACGUUCUGCGCCUUCAGGAAAAUCACCUUUGCUGGAAUGUCGUAUCUGUCCAGUGUGCUCAUCAUGAUGAUGGCAAAACAGCAACUCUUCCUGAUGUGCUCGGUCAUCCCGCUCAUUGUCGUCAUCAGCGCCUUUUUCAUAGUCGAGGACUACACGCACCCGCAACUCUCUGUUAAGGAGCAGUGGACGAAACUGGUGAAUUUCGUAGGAAAGCCCGAAAUCAAGAGGCCCAGCACGUUCCUCUUCAUCAGCAUGCUUGUGCCUUCUGCGGGAACUGCGCUGUUCUACUUCAUGACGGAGGAGCUGCAUUUCGAUCCGGAGCUUUUCGGUAGAUUCGCGGCCAUACAGGCCUUCGCCAGCCUCAUCGGGGUGUACUGCUACGCGUACAUUUUCCGCGACUGCAGCAUCAGGAAGCUAUUCGUGUGGACCACUCUGCUCGUCUCGAUGUGCUGCCUCCUGAGCAUCGUGCUCGUGGAGAGAUGGAACCUCAAGCUCGGGAUCCCAGACACGGCGUUCGUCAUCACCGACAGCUCACUGCUGCAGCUGGUUGGGGAGAUCAACUCACUGCCCAUAUUCAUCAUGGCCACGAGGUUGUGCCCGCCCGGAAUAGAGUCGAGCAUGUACUCGUUCUUGUGGACGGCGCAGUUCCUCGGCCUUGACGUCAGCACGUACCUUUCGUCGCUGCUGACCUACGCCUUCGGAAUCAGCGCAAACCACUUCGGCGGACUCGUGCAGCUCAUCGUGUUAUGUGCCGUGGCGCACAUAAUACCCAUCUUCUACGUGCACCUGCUCCCGGACAGCAUCCCCAAGACCAUAGAGGACGACGAGGCCGAAACCAGGCCAUGUCUACAGGACGGCGGUGCUGCCGAAGAGGGCAGGGAAAUGUAA